AUGGGAAACAACUCCUCCAACAGUAAGACCACCAGAAUCCAUCCUCCAGAAACACCUAUAUUUGCCGCUAAAGAUUAUGACUUCAGAAUCCCAGCACUUCUGUACGUCCGGGAAUGGAGCACGUUCCUGGCAUUUGCAGAGAAACGGAGAACGUGGAGAGACGAAACGGCAAAGGAUCUGGUAAUGAGGACAGGCACAAGGCAGACUGAUGGCACACUGCAGUGGUCUCCCAUGAAGAUCCUGAAAGAGGCAACUAAGGAAGGCUACCGCACCAUGAACCCUUGUCCAGUCUUUGAGAGGAAGUCCGAAACCCUCUUCCUGUUCUUCAUCUGCCUGAAGUGUGGUAUUCAAGAAUGGGCCCUCAUUCCUGGCCAGUCUCGUCUAUGCUACGUCACAAGCGGUGACUGUGGCGAGACCUGGAGCGACCCAAAGGACCUAACAAACAUCCUCACCAACAAAUUCUCUAACUGUAAGACCUUCGCCCUGGGCCCAGGUCACGGGAUCCAGCUGAGCGGUGAGCUGAGCGGCAGCCUGCUUAUACCCGCCUACGUAAAGGUAUAUGAGGGCAUCUGGUUGCGUAACCGGUCCGUGGUGAUACGCAACCAGAACCCGCUCACUCCUGACACCUGGCAGGUGGGUGAGCCCCUCACCAUGAAGACCGGCGAGUGUCAGCUGGCCGAGGUGUGUAACAGGGAGGGGAGACGACAGGUGUACAUGAAUGCCCGCAGCGCUGGAGAGUUCCGACUGGAGGCGCUAAGCGACGAUGGCGGGAUUAGCUUCACCCUUCUCCCUGAGCUGACUCUCAAAGAGAGGCCAAAUGGCUGCCAGGGGAGCGUACUGGCUUUCCCAGCCAGAGAACUUCCGGCAGGAGUAGAAGAAGGAGGACAAGAGGGAUCCCAGGAGACGGCAGGACAGGGAGAAGGAGGACAAGAGGGAUCCCAGGAGACAGCAGGAGUAGAAGAAGGAGGACAAGAGGGAUCCCAGGAGACAGCAGGAGUAGAAGAAGGAGGACAAGAGGGAUCCCAGGAGACGGCUCUGCUCUUCAGCCACCCGACUGCAGGGGAGGGCUACCACAGGAAGGACCUGGGGCUCUACGUGAGCAAGUCUCUGCAGGACCAACCCCCAUGGGGAAAGCCCUCCAUCAUCCACCCAGGCACCAGUGGAUACUCUGACCUCACCCACUGCGAGAAGGAGGGCCAGUUUGCCUGUCUCAUGGAGUGCGGUGGAGGGGAACGCCUUCAGAUUGUCUUCAGAGAGUUUGAUCUCCACAGUCCUAGUGGAGCUAUGCCAAAGGCUCCAUGA
This is a messenger RNA of Engraulis encrasicolus (European anchovy), 1302 nucleotides long. Its product is annotated as sialidase-3-like. The record is from RefSeq and is a predicted model, not a curated record. The coding region runs from base 1 to 1302 and encodes 433 amino acids. Gene Ontology annotation, cellular component: cytoplasm; intracellular membrane-bounded organelle; membrane. Gene Ontology annotation, molecular function: exo-alpha-sialidase activity. Gene Ontology annotation, biological process: oligosaccharide catabolic process; ganglioside catabolic process. The transcript is spliced from 2 exons. Lineage: Eukaryota; Metazoa; Chordata; Actinopteri; Clupeiformes; Engraulidae.